Molecule: messenger RNA, 4945 nt
Organism: Pongo pygmaeus (Bornean orangutan)
Lineage: Eukaryota; Metazoa; Chordata; Mammalia; Primates; Hominidae
Gene: EDIL3
Product: EGF like and discoidin domains 3
Exons: 12
Coding region: 556-2124 (522 amino acids)
Cellular component (GO): plasma membrane
Molecular function (GO): signaling receptor activity; calcium ion binding
Source: RefSeq, a predicted model, not a curated record
GAGGGCGGGCACCGGGGGAGUGGGGAGCGCGCCUGCCAGGCUCAGACUCACACGCACGCCGCCUCUGUUUGUACACAGUGCGCUCCCGGCGGCCCGCUCGCUCCCCUCCAGCUCACGCUUCAUUGUUCUCCAAGUCAGAAGACCCGCAGCCGCGGCGCGGAGAACAGCGAGAGCCGACCGCCCGGUCCGUCCGUCUGCCGGUGGGUCUGCCUACCCGCGAAGGAGACCCGGGUCGGCCGCGGGAGCCCGCGCCCCGCCCGCCGCGCCUCUGCCGGGACCCACCCGCAGCGGAGAGCUCAGCCCGCCGGCGGCUCCCCCGAGCUCACCCACCUCCGCGCGCCGGAGCGCAGGCAAAAGGGGAGGAAAGGUUCCUCUCUUUAGUCACCACUCUCGCCCUCUCCCAGAAUUUGUUUAAGAAAGCGCUGCGGAAAGAGAACGUCUUCUUGAAUUCUUUAGUAGGGGCGGAGUCUGCUGCUGCCCUGCGGUGCUACCUCGGCUACCCUGCCCUCCGCGACGACCCCUGACCAGCCGGGGUCACGUCCGGCAGACGGGAUCAUGAAGCGCUCGGUAGCCGUCUGGCUCUUGGUCGGGCUCAGCCUCGGUGUCCCCCAGUUCGGCAAAGGUGAUAUUUGUGAUCCCAAUCCAUGUGAAAAUGGAGGUAUCUGUUUGCCAGGAUUGGCUGAUGGUUCCUUUUCCUGUGAGUGUCCAGAUGGCUUCACAGACCCCAACUGUUCUAGUGUUUUGGAGGUUGCAUCAGAUGAAGAAGAACCAACUUCAGCAGGUCCCUGCAUUCCUAAUCCAUGCCAUAAUGGAGGAACCUGUGAAAUAAGUGAAGCAUACCGAGGGGACACAUUCAUAGGCUAUGUUUGUAAAUGUCCCCGAGGAUUUAAUGGGAUUCACUGUCAGCACAACAUAAAUGAAUGCGAAGUUGAGCCUUGCAAAAAUGGUGGAAUAUGUACAGAUCUUGUUGCUAACUAUUCCUGUGAGUGCCCAGGCGAAUUUAUGGGAAGAAAUUGUCAAUACAAAUGCUCAGGCCCAUUGGGAAUUGAAGGUGGAAUUAUAUCAAACCAGCAAAUCACGGCUUCCUCUACUCACCGAGCUCUUUUUGGACUCCAAAAAUGGUAUCCCUACUAUGCACGUCUUAAUAAGAAGGGGCUUAUAAAUGCGUGGACAGCUGCAGAAAAUGACAGAUGGCCGUGGAUUCAGAUAAAUUUGCAAAGGAAAAUGAGAGUUACUGGUGUGAUUACCCAAGGAGCCAAGAGGAUUGGAAGCCCAGAGUAUACAAAAUCCUACAAAAUUGCCUACAGUAAUGAUGGAAAGACUUGGGCAAUGUACAAAGUGAAAGGCACCAAUGAAGACAUGGUGUUUCGUGGAAACAUUGAUAACAACACUCCAUAUGCUAACUCUUUCACACCCCCCAUAAAAGCUCAGUAUGUAAGACUCUAUCCCCAAGUUUGUCGAAGACAUUGCACUUUGCGAAUGGAACUUCUUGGCUGUGAACUGUCGGGUUGUUCUGAGCCUCUGGGUAUGAAAUCAGGACAUAUACAAGACUAUCAGAUCACUGCCUCCAGCAUCUUCAGAACGCUCAACAUGGACAUGUUCACUUGGGAACCAAGGAAAGCUCGGCUGGACAAGCAAGGCAAAGUGAAUGCCUGGACCUCUGGCCACAAUGACCAGUCACAAUGGUUACAGAUAUUCUUAACAAUGACCAUGAGGUAUUACCAAUUUCUGAAGUACCAUUUGAAGAGAGAAGAUAUGAUCAGUGAAGAUGGAAUAUUAAGUUUACUGUUGCUGUCUGUUAAAGAGGCCUUGAGUAAAGUGGAUCUUCUUGUUCCAACCAAAGUGACUGGCAUCAUUACACAAGGAGCUAAAGAUUUUGGUCAUGUACAGUUUGUUGGCUCCUACAAACUGGCUUACAGCAAUGAUGGAGAACACUGGACUGUAUACCAGGAUGAAAAGCAAAGAAAAGAUAAGGUUUUCCAGGGCAAUUUUGACAAUGACACUCACAGAAAAAACGUCAUCGACCCUCCCAUCUAUGCACGACACAUAAGAAUCCUUCCUUGGUCCUGGUACGGGAGGAUCACAUUGCGGUCAGAGCUGCUGGGCUGCACAGAGGAGGAAUGAGGAGAGGCUACGUUUCACAACCCUCUUCCCUAUUUCCUUAAAAGUAUCUCCAUGGAAUGAACUGUGCAAAAUCUGUAGGAAACUGAAUGGUUUUUUUUUUCAUGAAAAAGUGCUCAAAUUAUGGUAGGCAACUAACGAUGUUUUUAAGGGGGUCUAAGCCUGCCUUUUCAAUGAUUUAAUUUGAUUUUUAUUGGUCAAAUCUCUUAAGUAACAACACAUUAAGUGUGAAUUACUUUUCUCUCAUUGUUUCCUGAAUUAUUCACAUUGGUAGAAAUAUAUUAGGGAAAGAAAGUAGCCUUCUUUUUAUAGCAAGAGUAAAAAAGUCUCAAAGUCAUCAAAUAAGAGAAAGAGUUGAUAGAGCUUUUACAAUCAAUACUCACCUAAUUCUGAUAAAAGGAAUACUGAAAUGUUAGCAAUAAGUUUUUUUCUUCUGUAAUGACUCUACAUUAUCCUGUUUCCCUGUUCCUACCAAACACUGUCAAUGUUUAUUACAAAAUUUUAAAGAAGAAUAUGUGACAUGCAGUACUGAUAUUAUCAUUCUCAUUUUACUUUCAUUAUUUCUAAUAAGAGAUUAUGUGACUUCUUUUUCUUUUGGUUCUAUUCUGUAUUCUUAAUAUUGUAUAUUACCUGAAUAAUUCAAUUUUUUUCUAAUUGAAUUUCCUAUUAGUUCACUAAAAGAAAUGUCAUGUUUACUCAUAUAUGUAGAGCAUGACUGCAUAUCAGUAGAUUGAUCUGUAUUUAAUAUUCGUUAAUUAAAUUUGCAGUUUUAUUUUUGAAGGAAGCCAUAACUAUUUAAUUUCCAAAUAAUUGCUUCAUAAAGAAUCCCAUACUUUCAGUUUGCACAAAAGAACAAAAAAUAUAUAUGUCUCUUUAAAUUUAAAUCUUCAUUUAGAUGGUAAUUACAUAUCCUUAUAUUUACUUUAAAAAAUAGGCUUGUUAUUUGUUUAUUUUAUAAAAAGUUAAGCAAAGAAAUAUUAAUAUAGUGCUGCAUAGUUUGGCCAAGCAUACUCAUCAUUUCUUUGUUCAGCUCCACAUUUCCUGUGAAACUAACAUCUUAUUGAGAUUUGAAACUGGUGGUAGUUUCCCAGGAAGGCACAGGUGGAGUUAUUUGUGAGAAGCAAAGUGUUUACUAAUGACAAAGUAGUAAACCAUUUUCAAGAUGAAAAUUGAUUUCUAUUUAUUUUGCUUCAAAGGUCCUGAAAAAAUAAGCAAUUAUCGUAACAAUUCGUUAUUGAUACUGGAGGUUUCAUAGACAUGUCUCUCAAAUUAAAGCUCACACUGCCUCCAUAAAAGUCUUCAACAUCUAAUUUAUAAGCUUUACAAGUAUUUAUUUUAUAAGGCUUAGACAGAAUUAUUGGAGUUUUAAAUUAAGUGUAUUGGAAAAGAAAGGAUGGUGUGUGUACGAAAUGUUAAGAUCCUACGCAACACUGCUAUUUUUUUCCUUUAAUAUUUGUGCUGCAUAACAAAAGCCACUAGACUGUUACUGUCUUGUCUGUCCAUGUGUUAACAGCAUUUCUUAAUGAUGUAUAUAUGGAGUGGUCUUCGAUCAUAGUGAAGAAUUUAAAGAGAAAGUCAAUCAUAUUGGCAUUUUUAAUAAGAGGAAAAUUAGUUGGUCUAAGGGGACUGGCUGGCCACAUAUUUGUUCCUUGCCCAUAUGCUUUCUACUUCUUGUUCUUAUCAUGAAAUUAUGAAUUUGAAGCCUCUGAAAUGGUGAUCAGUUUUCAACAUCUUUCAAAAACAAAAUUACUAUUUCCUCCAUAUUGCCUUUUUUACAUAACUUUAAAGUUAGGAUUUUAAAAUAUUUGUAACUGGCUAAAUUUUAAAGUCAUGUGACAAAUAAUUACUUAGGUUUAGAAAUAUACACACACUUACUCUUUAGCCAGUUUCUCUCAAGGUUUACUGUCCCAUCAAAUAUCUAGCCAUUUUCCUUUGCAAAUUACAUACAUUCUUAAGAGUAUAUUUUCAAGAUUAUUACUUAUGCUUUAUGAUGAUUUACUUUUUCAAAAUUAUUUAUAGCUUCAUAUGAUGUUUUGUAAUUUUUUCUAUUGAUACCUGUUUUAAAAAUAUUUUCCAAGGAAGUUGAUUAAAAUUAUAUUUGUUACCUUUUAGAAAAAUCAUUGAAAUGAGUUUCUCUUGCUUUUUCAUUUUCUCUCUGCUUUAUAUGCUCUUCGCAAUACAUCACGUCCAACGGGUUACCUUUUGUUCCAUGACACCCAAAAUUGAUGAGAGCAAAGGGGUUCCAACAUACGGAAAUGUUGAAAACUAUUGUAAAGUAGUAUUAUGAAAUAGCUUUUGUGUCAUUCAUGUCAAUGACAUCAAAGUGAAGUAAAUUUAUUCUAUUUAAAUUCACACUAAAACCAAUACAGUACCAUAAGUAGAAUACAUGUAAGAAUCACCUAGUCUUCACUAUAUUGAGUAACUAUAACAUGCUAAUUUUACAAUUAAUGAAACUAAACUUUUAAACAUCUCCAUUAUAUCUACAUCCUUUUGAAAGUAUUUAUCAUAGUUGCCAAUUUUAAUUUUAGGAUUGACUUUCUUUCUGAAUGACUUCAUAAAGUUUGGUGUGAAUUUUGAAGACUUGGGUUACUAAUGAUUGUAUCUUUGCUAGUCAACAAAUUAUGAAAUAUAAUACUCAAUGCGUCUGAUGUGUCAUUAAGUACAGAAAUAACUAAGACACAAAUAACCUUUGCAAACCUUCAAGCUGUGUAAUAUUCCAAUGUUGUUUUUUUUCUUUGUAUAUAUACUUAUAUCACGUAGGAUGUAAAACCAGUAUGACCUUGUCUAGUCUCGAAACUUAAAAUAAACUUUUGAAAAUCUGGGA